AUGGAAUUUAUUCAGGAGAAACUUCUAGCAGCUCAGAGCAGACAGAAGGAGUAUGCAGACCGAAAGGUCAGGAACAUGAAGUUUAUAAAGGAAGAAAAAGUGUCGUUGAAGGUUUCACUCAUAAAGGGUGUGGUGAAAUUUGGUAAGCGAGAUAAGCUCAGUUCGAGUUAUAUUAGGCCAUUUGAAGUUCUUAAGCGUGUUGGAGAGGUGACCUAUAAAUUGUAUUUACCUCCAGGAACCUUUAGCUAUUUUAGACAGAGAGGUUGCAAGUUGAGGUCUAAGGAGAUUGUAUCUGUGAAGGUCCAAUGGAAGAUUGUAUAUGUGAAGGUUCACUGGAAGAUUCGUCGAGUUGAGGAAUCCACUUGGGAGACUGAGGCGGAUAUGCGUGGAAGAUAUCCACAUAUAUUCGUCGAGUCAGCUCACUCCAAGCCCGACCACAUCCAUCUUCUUCCUAGAAAAGCAUCUGCUUCAUCAGGUAGCACAUUUGCUUAA
Molecule: messenger RNA, 492 nt
Organism: Solanum dulcamara
Lineage: Eukaryota; Viridiplantae; Streptophyta; Magnoliopsida; Solanales; Solanaceae
Exons: 3
Coding region: 1-492 (163 amino acids)
Source: RefSeq, a predicted model, not a curated record